Molecule: messenger RNA, 771 nt
Organism: Sphenostylis stenocarpa
Lineage: Eukaryota; Viridiplantae; Streptophyta; Magnoliopsida; Fabales; Fabaceae
Source: the annotation of a GenBank genome assembly
AUGGCAUGCUCACUUUCUACAACUCUUGUGUCAAAUUCUCUCCACCUUAACAGAACCACAAAUCAGUGUCGGUUGCUUGUACAUCCCACCCUUUCACUCAACCAAAACCUUCCCAUAUAUUCCAAGAAUCUUCCCAAACUCUUAACAACUCAAUACCAUGAAACAACCGCACGCUUUGCUUCUAGCGCUGCAGGAGUAGAGUCUUCCGUGUUGAGUGAGGAUACCACGAGUUCUCUGGAUUCGGUGAAAGUGUUUGAUUUGAAAGGAAACGAGAUUCCAAUUUCUGACUUGUGGAAAGAUAGGAAAGCCGUUGUGGCAUUUGCACGCCACUUUGGGUGCGUGUUGUGCCGCAAAAGAGCUGAUUAUCUUGUAUCCAAGAAGGAUAUAAUGGAUGCAUCUGGUGUGGCACUUGUAUUGAUUGGACCUGGGAGCAUUGAUCAGGCCAAAUCCUUUGCCGAGCAAUCAAAAUUUCAAGGAGAAAUAUAUGCUGACCCCACUCACUCGUCAUAUGAGGCCUUACAGUUUGUUUCAGGAGUUUUAACCACAUUUACCCCCAAUGCAGGUCUCAAGAUAAUACAGCUAUAUAUGGAAGGUUAUCGACAAGAUUGGAAACUUUCAUUUGAAAAGGAUACUGUUUCCAGAGGAGGCUGGAAACAAGGAGGAAUUAUAGUUGCAGGCCCGGGGAAAAAUAACAUCUUAUACCUUCAUAAAGACAAAGAAGCAGGAGAUGACCCAGAAAUUGAAGAUAUCUUAAAAGCAUGUUGCUCGUGA